Molecule: messenger RNA, 790 nt
Organism: Monopterus albus (swamp eel)
Lineage: Eukaryota; Metazoa; Chordata; Actinopteri; Synbranchiformes; Synbranchidae
Gene: cetn4
Product: centrin 4
Exons: 5
Coding region: 283-633 (116 amino acids)
Cellular component (GO): myosin II complex
Molecular function (GO): calcium ion binding
Source: RefSeq, a predicted model, not a curated record
UACCAGUAACAAAAACUACCGUUGCUGUCUCUUUUGUUGACAUCCGAUCAUUACACACACCGUUGAAGCUUUCCUGGUUGAAUCGUUAAUUCAAAUGGUAUACCUUCAUAUAAAUUUCUAGCUUCAAGUUACAGGAAACCAUCUUCUUCGACUAGCCAAAGGAAAAAGGCAGGUGUCAAAAUCGAACUGACUGAGGAGCAAAAGCAAGAAAUUAAGGAGGCUUUUGAUCUCUUUGACACAGAUUGCAGUGGAACUAUAGACGUGAAGGAGCUAAAGGUUGCCAUGAGGGCUCUGGGGUUUGAACCAAAAAAAGAAGAGAUCAAGAAGAUGAUUGCAGACAUUGAUAAAGAGGGCUCAGGGACAAUUGAUUUCAGUGACUUUCUCAGUAUGAUGACUCUGAAAAUGGGUGAAAAGGACUCCAAAGAAGAGAUAAUGAAGGCUUUCCGGCUGUUUGAUGAUGACUGCACAGGAAAAAUCUCAUUCAAAAAUCUCAAGAGAGUUGCCAAGGAGCUGGGCGAGAACCUCACAGAUGAAGAAUUACAGGAAAUGAUUGACGAGGCAGACCGAGAUGGAGAUGGAGAGGUCAGCGAGCAGGAGUUCUUACGCAUAAUGAAGAAGACCAAUCUUUAUUGAUGAGUGUUCGUUUUGUUUCUAAUAUUUGCUUUUGAUUCUGUUAGAAUAGCAACUUAGGCACAUUUGUUUCAUUUGUAAAUAAAUAUUUUAACAUUCUAUAUCUUUGCACAAAGUUUUCUACAAUGCAAGACAAAUAAAUCUAUUUCAUCAUAGUGGG